UUGUCACAAAUCAAUCUUUUUCCUGCCCGCCGUCUCGUUCGGUUCUUUGAAUGUGUAGCACCGCUUCUACAAAAUGGCUGGAUUUCUCUCAUGGCUGUGGAGGUAUAGGAAUUAUCUUGUGAUAGUCCUCGCACCUCUGCUACUGCUGCCUCUGCCUCUUGUCAUACCCUCAUCGGAGGCAAAAUGUGGCUAUGUGAUCAUCCUGAUGGCGUUGUACUGGUGCACGGAAUGCAUCCCUCUGGCUGCCACGGCUCUGCUGCCUGUCAUUCUGUUCCCCAUGAUGAAGAUCAUGGAGUCAGAUGAGGUGUGUAUUCAGUACUUGAAAGACUCCAACAUGCUCUUCAUUGGUGGCUUGCUGGUGGCCAUCGCUGUGGAGCACUGGAACCUGCACAAGAGGAUCGCCCUCAAGGUUCUGAUUUUUGUUGGGGUCAAGCCUUCGCUCCUGAUGAUCGGCUUCAUGGGCACCACGGCCUUCCUGUCCAUGUGGAUCAGUAACACAGCCUCCACGGCCAUGAUGCUGCCCAUCGCCAACGCCGUGCUGCUGCAGCUCAACGGCUCUGAGGCCAACGCCGAAAAGAGAGCUCAUGCGCUCAGUACCAAGGACGGCCUGGAGAACCAGAGCUUUGAGAUGAGCGAGAGCAAUGAAAGCAAACCAAAUGGUAGCACCGUCAACAUGGAUGCAGUGGUCAUGGAUGAGACGGAAAAUGAUAUAUCAAAAGUUGGAGUGUGCAGCACAGAGACAAUGGAGCAGAAAAGAAUCAAGAGGGAGCAGAGGUACACGAAGCUGACCAAAGGCAUGAGUCUGAGCGUGUGUUACGCUGCAAGCAUCGGAGGGACCGCGACCCUCACUGGAACUACGCCCAAUGUCAUCCUGAUGGGCCAGAUUGAUAAACUAUUUCCAGACAACGGCGGGAUAAUCAAUUUCGCCAGCUGGUUUGGCUUUGCAUUCCCCAACAUGAUUUUAAUGCUGGUAUUAACGUGGCUUUGGCUGCAGUUCAUUUUUCUGGGCUUUAACUUCAGAAAGACAUUUGGAUGUGGCGUAAAAAGCGCAGGCGAUAAGGAGGCCUACCAGGUAAUCAAAGAUGAGUACAAAAAGUUGGGCAAGAUGAGCUUCGCUGAGGCCAGUGUGCUGGUUAUCUUCACGCUGCUGGUUCUUCUGUGGUUUACCAGGGAGCCUGGCUUCAUACCAGGCUGGGCCACUGUUCUCUUCAACCAAAACAAAAAGUACGUGACAGAUGGCACCGUGGCCAUACUCAUGUCGGCACUGUUCUUCUGCAUCCCCUCCAGACUUCCAAGACGGGGCCGCAGGUCUGAUGACGAAGCUAAUGAAGCUCCAUGUCCACUGCUAACUUGGGAUGUGGUCCAUCAGAAGAUGCCGUGGGACAUCAUUUUGCUCCUGGGAGGAGGCUUCGCUUUGGCCCAUGGCAGUGAGGUGUCUGGACUUUCCAAAUGGUUGGGGGACAGUCUCAUACCGCUGCAGAGCAUCCCUCCUUUUGCCAUCUCCAUUGUGUUGUGUCUGAUGGUGGCCAUGUUCACGGAAUGUUCCAGCAACACCGCCACCACCACUCUGUUCCUACCAAUACUCGGCGCCAUGGCCGUCGCCAUUAAAAUCCAUCCACUGUACGUGAUGUUCCCCUGCACCAUCGCUGCCUCCCUGGCGUUCAUGCUGCCUGUAGCCACGCCCCCCAACGCCAUCGCUUUCUCCUAUGGCAACCUUAAAGUCAUGGACAUGGCCAGGGCUGGAUUCAUCCUGAAUUUCAUCGGCGUCAUCACCAUCAACAUUGGUAUUAACACUUGGGGCGUGGCCAUGUUCCAGCUCAACACAUUCCCCAGUUGGGCAAAUGUUACCAAAGAUCCUUGAAUAGGACUCCAUGAGAGAAAACAACAACAACAACAACAAACAGCAGCAAACACUUCUCUUAGAUGAUCAACGUCUGAUCAGUAGUUUAUUGAACACCAAAUGGACAUGCUGCCUAUGAACUUUUUUUUUUUUCCCCUCUAGUGUUGUUCACUCAAAUGAGCUCGAUUCAACGGAAUAAAUCACGAUCUGCAGAGUUAGUCAUGCAGGUUACAACUCGAUGCUACUAAAGUCAUAAAUAAAAUGUAAGUAUUUCAUAUCUGAUGCAACCUUCAUGUCAUCAGACCUGUAACUAUCCUGUGUUCUUUUCCCUUCCGUACUCCAUUUAAUCAUCUGAAGAUCAACAGUAGGUUUAUUAUUGUGCUAACGGGAGUGUCGAGACAUUUUGUUAUCAAAAACAUCUUAGAUUUGAUGAAGUGCACCUCCAUACUAAUACAAAUAUGCUGAUAUAAAUAUAAACCAGGGAUUUAUGCUGCCGAUUCCGAUCAUCCAUGACUGAGAUCGGCCGAUAACAAUACAGAUACCAAUCACAUGUAUUAACUGUAAAUGUUUCGAUUUAUUUAUGGUGAGUCCGAUUGACUGUUUUACAAUAUCAACGCAAUAAUACAAUUUUCUUUUUUUCUUACA
Nerophis lumbriciformis (worm pipefish) is the source of this 2485-nucleotide messenger RNA. RefSeq names its product solute carrier family 13 member 2-like. Lineage: Eukaryota; Metazoa; Chordata; Actinopteri; Syngnathiformes; Syngnathidae. Gene Ontology annotation, cellular component: plasma membrane. The record is from RefSeq and is a predicted model, not a curated record. Gene Ontology annotation, biological process: succinate transmembrane transport; cellular response to lithium ion; alpha-ketoglutarate transport. Gene Ontology annotation, molecular function: alpha-ketoglutarate transmembrane transporter activity; succinate transmembrane transporter activity; fumarate transmembrane transporter activity.